CCAUAAUCUUCCAGGGGACAUGAAAGUAACUAUCAAAUUUCUCACAAAUUCUUCCCCGGACGAACAAUGCAUGGAUUGGCUCUCCUGCCUCUAACUCCUCACACCCUCUGUUUCUUCAACCUCCCUCCUUCUUCUUCUUCUUCUUCUUCUUCUUCUUCUUCGAGAUCUCUGCUUUUUCUGCAAACCCGACUCGAAUUUUCGAAACCCGUAACCAGCUUCUCGAAUUUGAACCAGAAACGGCGGCGUUUUGCUACCGUUUUGAGAGCGAGUCGCAGAGAGUCUCCUUACCAGGUUCUGGGCGUGUCUCCUUCUGCAACUGAUGUCGAGAUCAAAAGGGCUUAUCGCAAACUUGCUCUUAAGUAUCACCCCGAUGUUAACAAAGAGGAAAAUGCGCAGGAGAAAUUUAUGCGGAUUAAGCAUGCCUACAAUACAUUGCUGAGUUCCAAAUCUCGGGGAAAAUACGACUCUAAUUUCGGAUCUGACUAUUCCUAUUCCUCUACUCAAAGAAACCAGAGCAAGAAGUCUCAAGAUGAAGAGGAGUUUUACGGAUUUGGUAAUUUUUUGAGGGAUGUUCAAAUUACAAUAGAGGACUUCUUUAAAGACAUCCAAGAAGAAUUCCAGAACUGGGAAGCGAGUGCUUCGUCACAAGGAAAGCCAAAGAGUCUAUGGGAGGAACUGGGGGAGAUUGGAGAAGAACUUGUGGAGUUUCUUGAGAAAGAACUCAACAUAACGGAUCCAGAAGAUGGAGCAAAUAAAAAUGAUGAAGGCAAUCCUUUCAGAAGCUCCGGGGAACAGAGAACAGGUAAUGUUGGUCAAAACGAAGCUGGUAAGGAGAGCAGCAUAGAGGAUAAUAUUGAUGAGAUAGAAGCUACUCUUGCUCGGUUAAAAAAGGAAUUGGGAUUGUAGCGUAGAAACACGGCAUCACCGCGUCAAUGCUUUGUUGGAAGCAUCGAAGAUGAAGCCUUAAAAUCAUAUUACCGCACUUUAGCGGAAAGCAAAGGUUGAGAGAAGGAAGGGAGAGAUCGAUCGAUGGGGGGUUUGUUGUAUGGUAGAUGGAGACUGGAAGUAUGAAGGCGGAAAAGAAGAUGCGCUUGCUGAAGUACUUCAUUAUUUUUUCGAAGUCAAGUUAUUUCAUCAAAGGGUAUAGUUUAUAUAGUUUAUAUAGAGUACGAGUCGAUGUUUAUAGUCUCUUGGGCUUCUGUUUGGAGCUUGUGCUGAGAUCAUAUCUUGUAAAAGAAUCAACAAAGAUGAAUGAAAUCAAGCGGAGUACAAGUUUCUUGUGCUACAAGCCUGCUCGAGGCGUAUGUGUUCAACGCA
This is a messenger RNA of Pyrus x bretschneideri (Chinese white pear), 1317 nucleotides long. RefSeq names its product chaperone protein dnaJ 20, chloroplastic. The coding region runs from base 67 to 906 and encodes 279 amino acids. The record is from RefSeq and is a predicted model, not a curated record. The transcript is spliced from 5 exons. Lineage: Eukaryota; Viridiplantae; Streptophyta; Magnoliopsida; Rosales; Rosaceae. Gene Ontology annotation, cellular component: cytoplasm. Gene Ontology annotation, biological process: protein refolding.